UGUCUGCUGCAAACUACUGCUAGCUAGUUAGCUAGUUAGUAACUCAUUACUCAUAGGGCAUAGGGCUUUCGUUUCUGUUUGGCUUACACCACGAAUACUAGCUAGAUACACUUACAAUUACAAUAUCUUCCAAAUCUUAAUCUUGUUCUUCCAUGAUCAGGAAAUGAAUCGGUCAUCAUUUUUGUGUCUGUGUGUUGCGGCACUAUGCUGUGGCUUCACAACUGCUCUACCACCACAAACGGCCCCUCCUAAAACAACCAACUAUGCGACAGCCUUGUUAGGAGAAGAAGAAUGUCUUGAUGGGCCAUCCUUCUGGUGCCAAAAUUUCACGACAUCGCGGAAGUGCAAUGCCAACCUGCAUUGUAUCCGCACUGUGUGGGAACACCAAGUUCCAGCCCCUGACAACGGAGAGAUUUGUGAUACCUGCAAGAAGAUGGUGGCUGAGGCUAGAGACCAGCUCCGCUCCAACGAGACUCAGGAGGACAUAAAACUGGUACUGGAAGGGUCUUGUAUGAUCCUCAUCCCCAUCAAACCGAUCGCCAAGGAGUGUGUAAGGUUGGUGGACCAGUCCAUUCCAGAGUUGAUAGAAGCUAUCAGCUCCCAGAUGAACCCUCAGAUGGUAUGUUCAGUAGCUGGACUCUGCAACAGUGUGGCAAUGGAAAAGAUGCUGGUCCAGUACAAGGUAUUCAACAGUCAAGCUCAGGAAGAACUAAUCAAUAAGAAACCUAAAUUGGACUGCCCUAACUGUGUGGGAGUUGUUGGUAAAAUGGAACAGAACUUCCGAGGAGCAAGCAGGGAUCAUGUGCUCAAUAUGAUGUUGGAGAUUUGUGGAGGGAUGGGCAGCUUCUCAGACAUGUGCUCUGCCUCUGUUAUUGUACAUUUCAAUGAGCUGUAUGAGCAGAUCGGAGACAGCUUCUCCUCUGAGGGAGUCUGUCACUUGGCUGGCGUGUGUCACCAAAGAUAUCACAACCACUCAAAGCAAGUGGAGAUCCAGCCAGUGACCAAGCUGAAUGAGGAUUUGACUUGUGAGUUCUGUGAACAGCUGGUACAGCACUUGCGAGACAUUCUCAUUGCCAACACGACUGAGAAGGAGUUUGAGCAAGUCCUUCUGGGAAUCUGUGGACAGACUAAAGCCUAUAAAAAGGAGUGUGUCAGUUUAGUGGAAACAUACUACCCAGUUGCUUAUUCCUUCUUGACUGAGGAGCUCGAUGGAAAAAAAUUGUGUACGCAAAUUGGUAUUUGCCCGAGAAGUGACUCUGUUGUUCCUCCUAUUUACCCAUUGCUGCCAAUUCAUGUAGCCAACACUUUGGAUAAAGAUUCCUCUUCAGGUCUCCAUAGAGUCCCACUGUCUUCUGCUAGUAUUUCAGUCAACACAGCUCCAGCCCAGCUGCCUCUAGACAGCCUGGUGGUCCUACCUCGCAACAAGGAGAUGUGUCAGAUGUGCGAGUACUUGCUUCACUUCUUGCAGAUCGAGCUCACCGAUCCCAUCAACGAAGAGACCAUCAUAAAGGAUGCGGAACUGGCAUGCAACAAACUACCAGAUCAGUUUGCCCCGGGCUGUCGUAGCUUUGUCGAUGCUUAUGCCAAAGCAGUCAUUGCCCUUCUAGCUCAAGACAUUGACCCUUCACAGAUCUGCCCCAAGAUUGGCGUGUGUCCAGGCUUCUCACAGUCUAGAGAUAGCUGCAUUCCCUGUCAAGCCACAGCUUCCCACUUUGUCAAUAGUGUUGGCUCCAACAACUCCAUGGCCAAUGUUAAGGAGCAGUUAAUGACUCUGUGUCUGACACUUCCAUUUGACACCAGUCGCCAUUGUAGUCGUCUUGUAUACCAGCACUGGGAGGAUUUGACUGACAUGGCUGUGGCAGAGUUCACUAGUGAUGAGAUGUGUCUCUACCUCAAGUACUGUCCUGCAAAAGACACACAUACCCAGGCUGUGUCUAGUGUUUCUGGUGGAGAUGUUGAAACCAAUGAAAUCCCAAAAGAUGGAAACAACAACGACCUGUGUGUAUUGUGUGAAUUUGUCAUGAAAACUAUUGAAAAGGACCUGCAGGAUAACAAAACUGAAGAGGAGAUUCGUCAAGUAGUUGAACAUGUCUGCUUUGUAAUGCCAUCCACUGUGAGACCCAAGUGCAAGAAGUUCAUUGACCAAUACUUGGACCUUAUUGUGACAUUGUUGGCCCAGUCAAUAGAUCCUCAACAAAUCUGUCAAAUGAUGAAUGUGUGCACUUCCUCGUCCCUCCCUCACUUUGACUACAUUCGCAAGUCACUGAACAAGUGUGUCGUUUGUGAAUCUCUGAUGGGAGCUCUACAAGGAGUCAUUGAAGACGGUAACGUUCAGAUGGACAUCAAUCAUAAUCUUGUGCUAGCCUGCAGUCACCUGCCUCAGAGUAUGCGUCGAGAGUGCCGGGAGAUGGUACAACAGUUGGCUCCUCAGAUGGAAGCAAUCCUGGGAGAAUUGCCCAUUGGUCCACUGGUGUGUCGCCAUCUACAGUUAUGUCAACUGAGCUCCCAGACAUUGGACAUUGUCAGCACUGACCGCUGCUCAGAGGGCCACACUUACUGGUGUGCCAGCACCAUGCAUGCUGCUGCCUGCCAGAAAAUUGAAUAUUGUCAGAGCAAGGUCUGGUUUGACAUCAAACCCAACAAGAAAGCAAAAAGAAGUGCCAAGAAGUUUGUUUUUUAGUUUAAUUUAGAGCUAUUUUGCCUAUGCCUACAUUGUUAUAUUUUUGUAUGCCAAAUAGAUACUAAUCAAUACGUCAAUACCCUUACCAAUAGUAGAGUUAAUUAUUUUGUGUUUGAUUUAAGGAUAAGUCUGAUUAUUGAAGGGUCUCUUGAAAUGAUCUGUGAUUUUAAUUAUAUGAAUUGCAGUGAUUCAAAUUCUGUAAGAAUGGAAUAACAAUUAUUAUAAAAAAUA
Macrosteles quadrilineatus (aster leafhopper) is the source of this 2911-nucleotide messenger RNA. RefSeq names its product prosaposin (gene Sap-r). The transcript is spliced from 18 exons. Lineage: Eukaryota; Metazoa; Arthropoda; Insecta; Hemiptera; Cicadellidae. Gene Ontology annotation, biological process: sphingolipid metabolic process. The record is from RefSeq and is a predicted model, not a curated record. Gene Ontology annotation, cellular component: lysosome. The coding region runs from base 164 to 2680 and encodes 838 amino acids.